GUUCACUUUCCAUAUCUAAACUAAUGCGGUCAGAUUAAACUUUUCCUUAAGCAUAUUUGUGAAACGUUGAUUACACUACAACGGACCUUUAAGCGCAAUUAUUUGUUGCAUUGCAUUUAACGCCAGUUUCUGCGUGAGUUGUUACAUGCGAGAGCUGCAACAUGUUUUCUUUGAUCAAAAUCGCAAAUAAAACUCGAGCUGUUUUUGGUGGGUCGCAUGUUUGGAAAACAUGUGCUUCUCCAAGAGUGAUAUGCUGUGAAUAUGUUGACAUUGAUCAGACAAAUGGUACAGCUGUAAGGCGAAUGUCCGGGAAAGCUUUGAAUGUCCCACCGAGCGCAGAGUUUGUGGCGAGAGUGAGCGGCAUUGCGACUAUGUGUAAAUUACCGUUUCAGAAAACAGCGGACGGUCUGGACGCGGCUUUUGUCGGAGUUCCUAUUGACACGGGCACAUCCAACCGCCCAGGUGCAAGGUUUGGUCCUCGUCACAUCAGGGCAGAAUCCUCUAUGUUGAGGGCAUAUAACAGCUGGACGAGAGCAGCACCAUACGAGUCACUGAAGGUGGCAGAUAUUGGUGACAUUAACGUCAACCUCUUUGAUCUGAAAGACACCUGCAAAAGAAUCCGAGAGGGUUACCGGGAAAUUGUAGCCACCGGCUGCAUUCCACUUACAUUGGGAGGUGAUCAUACGAUUGCAUACCCAAUUCUUCAAGCAGUGGCUGAGAGACAUGGACCAGUGGGCCUGAUACACGUGGAUGCACAUGCAGACACUAGUGACAUGAUACUGGGUGAGAAGAUUGGUCAUGGGACCCCUUUCAGGCGCUGUGUGGAUGAGGGACUGCUGGACUGCAAGAGGGUCGUCCAGAUCGGGCUACGGGGGCCGGGUUAUUCACCAGAUAAUUAUGAGUGGAGCCGAGCACAGGGUUUCCGUGUAGUGGAGGCCGAAUGCUGGCACAAAUCCCUUGUUCCACUCAUGGAGGAGGUUCGGGCACAGAUAGGUACUGGACCGGUCUACCUCAGCUUUGACAUAGACAGUCUGGAUCCUGCAUUCGCUCCAGGCACCGGAACACCUGAGAUUGCAGGGCUCACUCCCAUUCAGGGUCUGGAGAUCAUUCGAGGUUGUCGGGGUCUUAAUCUUGUAGGCUGUGAUUUAGUAGAAGUUGCUCCACCUUAUGACACCACAGGGAACACUGCUUUGACUGGGGCCAACCUCCUUUUUGAGAUGUUGUGUGUGCUUCCAAAAGUUAAAUAUUAUUGAGAGCUUCUUUUUGGAUAAGCUUGUUUGGUGAAACUCCUGAGACUAAAAAUAUUUCAAAAUAAUUUGAACUGUGAAUGUAUAAUACAUGUGCAUGAGCAUACUGAUUGAUGUACUUUGGUUUUAUAGUAAAUAUAUCAGAUUAUAGUAUAAUAAUCAGUAUUAAGAUCAAAGUAUUAUCAGCAAAACCUUGCCUUUUAUAUGGAAUAGCAAAAUGGUGCCAUAUUUUCCUAAUGGCUGAUUAAAAUAAUAAGAAAAUCUGAUGUCAAAACCUUGAUGUUUCUGAAUAACGGUGGGAGAAAUGCUACUAGUAUAGCACAGUGGAACAAUCCCACAUAAUUAAUAGUAUUGUGUAAUGAAUGUUCAUUGAACACCAUAUGAAUAAAGCAAUAUUAUAACAUAAA
Messenger RNA from Xyrauchen texanus (razorback sucker), 1654 nucleotides. RefSeq names its product agmatine ureohydrolase (agmatinase) (gene agmat). The record is from RefSeq and is a predicted model, not a curated record. NCBI's taxonomy places the organism in Eukaryota, Metazoa, Chordata, Actinopteri, Cypriniformes, Catostomidae. Gene Ontology annotation, molecular function: metal ion binding; agmatinase activity.